Messenger RNA from Cucurbita maxima (winter squash), 1111 nucleotides. RefSeq names its product tRNA-splicing endonuclease subunit Sen2-1-like. The transcript is spliced from 2 exons. NCBI's taxonomy places the organism in Eukaryota, Viridiplantae, Streptophyta, Magnoliopsida, Cucurbitales, Cucurbitaceae. Gene Ontology annotation, cellular component: tRNA-intron endonuclease complex. Gene Ontology annotation, biological process: tRNA-type intron splice site recognition and cleavage; tRNA splicing, via endonucleolytic cleavage and ligation. The record is from RefSeq and is a predicted model, not a curated record. Bases 193 to 915 code for a protein of 240 amino acids. Gene Ontology annotation, molecular function: nucleic acid binding; tRNA-intron lyase activity.
UUCAUCUCUUGCUCCGCAAAUCUUCUUCCAUUCUCAAGGUCUUAGGUAUUCUCUCAAACUUCAUCGAUCUCUCUUACCUCUUCUAAACGGAUAAAAUCGAACAAAAUCAGUUCUUGUUAGUCGACAUUCGAAGGCAUAGAUUCAAUCUUAAACCCUCGAUUUCACCGUUUCAACUCUCUCAGGCCGGCGUAAAUGGGGCCGAGAUGGAAAGGGAAGGGUUCGGAAGCCAAAGCUCUAGCAGAUCCCAUGUCGAAGAUUGUAUGUCAGCUCCAGUCUUCUCUAAUACAAUCUGACGCUCAAGGAUUACUAUCUAGUUGUAGUGUACUUUAUCAAGCGGAUGAAGAACAAGCCGAACUUCUUAAUCGCGCUUGUUUCGGUCGACCAAUUGUUUCCGCCGAGAAGGAUAAGCAAUGGUUUCAAUUCGGCAUGGAGGAGGCUUUUUACUUGUGUUAUCAUUUGAAUUGCCUUAAAAUUGUGGAUGGACAGGAUUGUGAAACGAAUUUCGAAGAACUCUGGCAUUAUAUGAAGUCGCAAAACGCUACAUUCCCUGAGUUUUACAAGGCUUAUCAAAAUCUUCGGAUGAAGAAUUGGGUUGUGAGACCUGGAUCUCAAUACGGAGUUGAUUUUGUUGCUUACCGUCACCAUCCGGCUCUCGUCCACUCUGAAUUUGCUGUGCUUGUGUUGUCCGAAGGAGAAGGAAGUAAUGAAAAUGGGAGAUUGAGAGUUUGGUCUGAUUUUCUUUGCACAAUUCGGCUUUGUGGAAGCGUUGCAAAAACUCUGCUAGUUCUUACUGUCAAUAGCAAUGGAAACCGUUCUGUUUCUCCUUCGUGUUUGGACAGUUACUCCAUUGAAGAGCGCACAGUUACGGGAUGGAGUCCAGAACAGUGCCGCGAAAAUCCUGCAACGAAGAUAUAAUUCAAUGUAGAUGAAGAAUUGUGUGUGGAAACGGAAGCCGUAAAUGUUGAGAAAGAAGGUAUAUGGUGCGAGGUAGGAGGAACACCGAGAAGGAACUACUGAGAAACGAUGUUGUCUGUUUCAAUGGAGGCUAUUCCAGCUAUAGUGUAAUAGCACAAUCCCACCGCUAACCGAUAUUGUCCGCUUUGGCUCAUUA